AAAAAUUGAUAUGUCAAAUACUGUUUUCCCGUAGGUACGUAACUUUGUUUUUCAUAUUUUUAUUCGGGUAUAAGAGGUUUUUAUUCAUAAUUUCAGAAACACAAUGACUCUGCAAGAUACUUUAGGUAACCGGGAACUUGCUGACUUAGAUUUGUCUAAGGUAGCAGCUUUACAGCAAAAGCGGACGUUAGCAUUCGUAAACCACUUCGUGAUCACCACAGUUCAAUUCCUGAACAAUUUUAUGAAAAAAUGUGAACACAAACUAAUGCACUUUGAGCGCAAACUAGAAAAGGUGGAAGCUGCAAUGGUCUUGUUAGAAGCUAGACUUUCCUCAAUCCCAGAAGUAAAUACAGAACCGGAACAGAAGCCACAGAAAACACCCGACGAGGUUGAGCCUUCCCAGACAGUUGACCAAACUGACUCUGAACCACCUAAAGGAGAAUCUGACAACAAAGCAGAAGAACCUCCGGCACCCGAGCCAUCAGCACCAGUCCAUCCAGAAUAUGAGAGAUUUGUCAAGAUGGUACAAGUUGGAGUCCCACUGGAAGCUGUCAAGUUAAAAGUGUCAUUGGAAGGCCUUGAUCCUAAUAUGCUUGUUAAAGUGCUAGGAAAAUAACGGGAGUACAGGAAUCUAUCUAGGUGUAACACAAAAACUGAGAUUUGAAAUGUAACUUUGUAAAUAAAUGUAAAGCAAGCUGGCAGAUUAUAUCCCUAGAAAGAUUUAAAUUCUUCAAAAUAUUACAUCAAUGCUAUGUUCAGUCAGAGAGAAGCAUAGGGUGCUCAAGAAAAAUAUGUCAUGCAUGCUUGAUAUGAGUGGUCAAGGCAAAUUUGCUAGCAGUGGCAAAAAGCUCUUGUCAACCUUUUCAAGACUCCCCUUUUUAAAAUGUGUUCUAAAUUAAAAAAUAUAUUCAAUUGUGUAAGGUAUAUUAUAUUAGUUUGUAUUGUAAAUUAUUUAGGAAAGUUCAAAUUUUGGUUUAUUUAGUUUUAACUAUUUAUAUGACUUGUUUAUACUGUAAUAAACCUAUCUGUUUUUA
This is a messenger RNA of Pectinophora gossypiella (pink bollworm), 1034 nucleotides long. RefSeq names its product WASH complex subunit 3 (gene CCDC53). The record is from RefSeq and is a predicted model, not a curated record. The coding region runs from base 104 to 616 and encodes 170 amino acids. Lineage: Eukaryota; Metazoa; Arthropoda; Insecta; Lepidoptera; Gelechiidae. Gene Ontology annotation, cellular component: WASH complex. The transcript is spliced from 3 exons. Gene Ontology annotation, biological process: exocytosis; actin filament polymerization.